This is a messenger RNA of Aspergillus ibericus CBS 121593, 201 nucleotides long. RefSeq lists its product as uncharacterized. The transcript is spliced from 2 exons. The record is from RefSeq and is a predicted model, not a curated record. The coding region runs from base 1 to 201 and encodes 66 amino acids. Lineage: Eukaryota; Fungi; Ascomycota; Eurotiomycetes; Eurotiales; Aspergillaceae.
AUGGACCGCAAUACCUCCACCAGGAAUACUAGCACCAAUAGCCAUGGCACCAACAACUCGUCCGCUGCACUACCAGACCUGGCCACAUACCAAGCCCAAUGGGCCAAAAUCCAUGACGAUACCGUUCGCCAGAUUAACGAAGCCAGAGAACAAGAAAGGAGACGCACAGCCACCCGGUCCCAGCAAUCCCCAUCAAGCUAG